Molecule: messenger RNA, 1654 nt
Organism: Drosophila suzukii
Lineage: Eukaryota; Metazoa; Arthropoda; Insecta; Diptera; Drosophilidae
Product: dnaJ homolog subfamily C member 28
Source: RefSeq, a predicted model, not a curated record
UGUUUAUUAUAGUAGAUAGUAGAACUGCAUUGAACGUCACGUUAACAAAUUCCAAAGCCUUUUGAAAAUUAACCUAAAUAAGGACAGUAAAAAAUGUGGCUGGCAGGACGUCUGUUGGUUGGAUCCACAAACUUCAGAUUCGCUCGGUUUUUGCACCUUAAACGCAAGGAGGUGUAUAUGGAAUGCUUCCGCAUCCUGGGCGUGCACGAGUCGGCCGACCAGAACACCGUGCGCCACGCCUACUUGGAUCUGGUCAAGCGGGUGCAUCCCGAUUCUGGUACCGAGGAGGCCAGUGCCGAGCGCUUCCAGCAGGUGGACCAGGCCUUUCGGGUGCUGCAGGAGAAGUUCGCCAAAGGAAGACGCAAUAUCCAGGAGGACGAGGAGGAGGCCAUGGAGUUCGACAUCAAGCACACGGCGCCGCAGCAUCGGCAAUAUCUAUCCAACGAAGGCAUCGGCAUGGGGAAUCCCUUCCAGCGCCAGAAGCAGUACCAGCAGGUGCGUGCCAUGAAGGCUCAGGAACGCGUCCUGGAGCACCGCAUCGACAAGGCCGCUGCCGGAGAGAAAACGUUGAUGUCCAAGGGCGGCAAUCACUUUCGCAGACAUGCCAUCAAGACCAAGUACGGCAUCGAUCGGGUGGUCGAGGAUCUCAUCCAGGAGGCCAUGUCCAAGGGUGACUUUAACAACCUCAACGGGUCAGGAAAGCCACUGUCCGCGGCUCAAUCGCAGAAUCCCUAUCUGGACUUUACCACUCAUAAGCUGAACAAGAUCAUGUUGGACAAUGGCUUCACGCCGGAGUGGAUCAGCCUUGGAAAGGAUAUACGCGAUGCGGUCGCUCAGCUAAAGAUGAAGUUGCGGAAGGAACGCAUAUACUACGGGGAAUGGCCACUUCAGCGCCCCGAAGAUUUGGCCGCCUGGCAAACCUUCACCCACCAGCAACAGGAGGAUGUCAAGCAGCUAAACAAGCUCAUUGACAAGUACAAUCUGAUAGUUCCCAUCCUGGAGAAUCAAUUCUUUCGCCUGAACCUCGAUAGAAUGGCAGAGCCUAUAUUCAAGGAUCCGGAAUUGCAGCGUAACGUAAUCAGACCCGAAGUGAGUGCUAAAGCCAAAAGUAAUAUCGAGGAUCAGGGGAGUUCUAGUACCAGUCUCUUUUCCCUAAUUAACAAACUAUUGUAAAGGAAAAUGUGUGAUCGUCGAAAUGUGAUAUUAGAAGUAGAUAAAUGUGUAAAAAAAAGAAUGGUACAAAAAUAUUUUGCAAUUGGUUAUGCUAUCCGAUUUGUGUUUUAAAAAUAAAAGAAUGAAUAUAACGUAUAAAGUCAAGUACCCGAUCAAAUUAUUCUUAUUAUAUAUUCAAGGUUCCAAACCAGAUUUAAUGGGAAAUAUCUUUUUUUAAAGUUUUUGUUUAAAGAAAGAUAUCGGGCUCUUUUCGAAUACAUUAAAAACAAAAAGCAAAUCUGUGUGUUGUGUAAAUAAUAGUUAUUAUUUUUAUAAAACAUAUGCAGCCUUAACAUAAAAAAACUAUUGUUAAUCUUAUUACAGUCGAAUAUCUAUAAAAGUUCGAGGUUGUUAAAACUAAUUCGACUUGAAAAGUAAAAGUAGGAGAAUUAAAUUCAUCCGUGUGAUUUCCAUUAAAUUUGUCGGUCUCGAUUAGCAGGCA